Molecule: messenger RNA, 627 nt
Organism: Microdochium trichocladiopsis
Lineage: Eukaryota; Fungi; Ascomycota; Sordariomycetes; Xylariales; Microdochiaceae
Product: DSBA-like thioredoxin domain-containing protein
Exons: 2
Molecular function (GO): oxidoreductase activity
Source: RefSeq, a predicted model, not a curated record
AUGACGAACUUCAAGAUCAACAUCGUCUCGGAUACCGUGUGCCCCUGGUGCUACGUCGGCAAGAAGCGCCUGGACCAAGCCAUCGAGCUGUACCGCAAGGUAUACCCGACCGGCAAGGACGACACCUUCACCAUCUCCUGGUCGGCCUUCCAGCUGGACCCCACCUCGCCGAAGAAGGGCGUCCCGCUGAACGAGCGCAUGGCGCAGAAGUUUGGCGCCGCGGCGGUGCCCCGGCUGCACGAGAGGCUGUCGACCAUCGGGCGCGACGUGGGCAUCGACUUCUCGUUCGACUCGCGCGUCGGCAACACGCGCGACUCGCACCGGGUCAUCCAGCUCGGCAAGACGAAGGGCCUCGAGGUGGAGAACAGGGUCGUGCUGGAGCUGUUCAAGACGUACUUUGAGAACAACGGCGACAUCACGUCGUGGGAGGACCUGGUCGCCGCGGCGGAGCGGGCUGGGCUGGAGCAGGCCGAGGUCAGGGAGUGGCUCGAGAGCGGCAAGGGCGGGGAAGAGGUCGAUGCCGAGGUCGGCAAGGCGCAGGCCAGGGACAUCCACGGCGUGCCGCACUUCACGAUCCAGGACCAGUUCGAGGUCGGGGGCGCCCAGGAUGCGGAGGGCUUCUUGCAG